CCGUGCUCGAGACAGACAGCGAAACUCCGUGCCCGCCAUUCUAGGAGAGGGUUCCAUGAGACGAGCCUCCGUAUUCGAUAGACAUCUUUUAUAAGUAUCGAGAGCAUCGGUUUCCUCUCAUCGAGCUGCCCGCCCCGAAACCUCUCUCAUCCCCUCCUGACCAGAGACUGUUGUUAUACACCCCAACCCCCAUCAUCCGGGAGCUGCCGACGGUCUAACGCGAUGCCUCAGUUCAUCUACGUCGAGCUCCCCAGCUUCCGGGCCAAGGGCGACAACGGGCAGGCUCUGCGCCUUACCUACGCGCAGCUGGGGCUCGUGGGCGCCCUGUACCAAUUCGCGCGCCGCGGCCUGCGCGCGAACGACCGGGUCGACUUGUCGGCCUCGCUUCUCUUUGCGGACGGCGAGGCCGACAUCUGGACCGCGGCGGCCGGCGCUGUCGAGGGCGUCCAGCACCCGCACGCCGAGGAGAACAUGCUGCUCUCGUACUUCCAGACCUUUGACUCGCCGGGCGCGUACCCCAUCGUCGACGCGAUCCUGCUCCGCCGCGGCGAGCCGUGCAGCGACUGCGCCGGAUUCUUCACGCUGGGGGGGAAGCAGCUGCAGCCGCACGACGGCACCCCGGCGUUCCGCGCCAAGUUCACCGCCCGGUCUGAUCGUUCUUACACCCCCGUCUUCUACCUGUCGCGGGGGCUCGACGCCGCGCAGCGGACCGCCCUGUGGACCCAACUGGCGCGUAUGAGAGCCGACGAGCCCGGAAUCAUCGUGGCGUCCCGUCCCGAUGCCCCAGUCGGCCAAGCGUACUAUCUCAUCCCGGACUCGCCUUGGUACGCGAUCAACGGCCAGGAGCGGAUGACGGACGCGCAGAUCGCGGAGGCCAUCGCGGGCCAGGGCCUGCUUCCGACUUACUGGAUCGGGAGGUGAUCAAAGUCUCGACGGACGCAUUCGGCAAACGGGAUGGAGCGGGGAAAUGCGCGGCAUAGGCCCACUCGCAAAAGCCUUGCCCGUAUAAUCACCACCACACCGAUCAGUUGCGACCUCAAAAGAUAUUAAGAGCUCUGUUUUUUUCACCAGCGGAAUGUAGCUAGGCGUCGGAUCGUUAUAGCGGUUCAAAUGCCGCAGGCAAUUUUCGAGAUGGGCAGGUUCCCAUCCGAGCACAACGGGGGAAAACAGGAGACAAAAGUGAUCUUUCUAAAAAUUGGCGACGAUAAAAUUUCUAGCGGGGGGUUUUGGGGGGGUUUUAUUUCGGUAUUCUCCUUUCGAUAUCCGUUGUAAUAAUAUUUCUUUCGUCUGUAUCACCACAAUCGGCUCCCUAGGCCACCGAUAGCACGAGAGUGAAGCAGGACGU
Messenger RNA from Durotheca rogersii, 1345 nucleotides. RefSeq lists its product as uncharacterized. Lineage: Eukaryota; Fungi; Ascomycota; Sordariomycetes; Xylariales; Xylariaceae. The record is from RefSeq and is a predicted model, not a curated record. The transcript has a single exon. Bases 223 to 921 code for a protein of 232 amino acids.